Messenger RNA from Habropoda laboriosa, 1731 nucleotides. Its product is annotated as RING finger protein 121. Bases 84 to 1094 code for a protein of 336 amino acids. Gene Ontology annotation, molecular function: metal ion binding; ubiquitin protein ligase activity. Lineage: Eukaryota; Metazoa; Arthropoda; Insecta; Hymenoptera; Apidae. Gene Ontology annotation, cellular component: Golgi membrane; endoplasmic reticulum membrane. The record is from RefSeq and is a predicted model, not a curated record. The transcript has 9 exons.
CUAUGUCUCCAAAGAGUCUUUGCUAUAUAAUGUCAGUUUAUUAAAAUAUAUUUUAUAAGUGUUAGCUUAAUAUACUGUUAAAUAUGCAUUCACACGUGCUCCCAAAUAAGAGUGAAGAUGAGAUGACUGUGGAAGAAAAAUGGAGGGUACAACAUAUAAGGAUGCAUGAGCAGCAUCAGGGACAUGAGUCAAUGCAUGCUGAAAUGCUACUUAUUUUAUUAUUGACAUUGUUAAUAGCACAGGUUGUAUUAGUUGAAUGGAAAAAAGUACAUUAUAAAUCAUAUCAGCUUGUUACUUUAAUUGCUAUGUGGAUUAUUCCAUUUGGAUUAAGUUUAAAAAAUCAUUGGUGGAGGUUUAUAUUUUUCUGGUUAGUAACAUCUUGUAUAACAGGACUGAUAGUAAGAAAAGCUAUUCAGCAACCUAUAGCAGGUACAACUCCAAGAUUGGUGUACAAAUGGUUUCUUUUCAUAUAUAAGUUAAGUUAUAUAUUGGGUAUUAUAAGUUAUGUUAUAAUGGUGGCCACACUGUUUGGAUUACAUCUUGUAUUUGAAGUCAAGGCAAAUGUAUGGAUAGAUUUUUGUGUUCUUUUGCUGUUUUAUGGUCUUUAUUUUGGAGUGUUAGCACGAGAUAUUGCAGAGAUAUGUGCAGAUAAAAUGGCUUCACAUAUCGGAUAUUAUGUGCCAGGCCAUAUGCCAACAAGAACUUUAGAACCCGGUGUGUGUGCAGUAUGUGGAAAUAGACUUUUAGUGUCAGAAUAUGAACCUGGUGUUAUUGAGAACACAUAUAAACUUAGUUGUGACCAUGUGUUUCACGAAUUUUGUAUCAGAGGAUGGUGCAUUGUGGGAAAGAAGCAAACGUGUCCGUAUUGCAAAGAAAAGGUUGAUCUUAAGAAAAUGUUUUGCAAUCCAUGGGAACGACCUCAUGUUUUGUAUGGCCAACUGUUAGAUUGGAUCAGGUGGUUAGUUGCUUGGCAACCAUUAGUUUUGUUUCUCGUUCAAGGUAUCAAUUGGGGCCUAGGCCUCGAAGUAACGGAAGAUUCUAACUUUGACAACGGAAACGUGAACACGACGAGUCUAGGGAUCGAUAUACGUUAAUACCUAUAAAUCCUCGUCCAUCAAUCGUAACAAGCGCGUGCCGAGACAGGUGCGAGAUCUAAAGGGGAGGAUGUGAAUCUCGUUGGACACGCAUAGAUAGAAUCCAACUGCGGGCUUAUACGAAAAGAGAGAGAAAAAAAAAGAAAGAAAGAAUGAGUAAUGACAACUCUGUCAGUGAUGUUACUAAAAGUCUUUAAUUAAUAAUUCAUCAUUAUUCGUUAGCAAAAAACAACUUUUAUCACAUCACGCAUUCAUAGGUACUUCUUCUUCAGACCUUCGGACUUGUUUAGCGAGAGCACCAGAUACAUUUUAUAUGUAUAUAUUCAUUUAUACACUUAUUACUAAAAACCUCUCGCUAUUGUCGUGGGGGAGAGAAACUGUGCGACAGGUGAGAUACAAGGCAGGCGAGGUGUGGUGAGAAAGAACAUUUAACAGACGUGUUUUGUAUAAAAACACGGGGGCCUGAACACGGAUUUAAGAAAGAAAAAAAAAAAAGAGAGAAAGAAGUAAAGAAAAAAACAGAUGACAGAGGUGUGAAACAAUCGGUUUUAGACAAAGUUUUGGCUGUUUGGUGGGUUCAGACGCCACGAAUACGAUGGGACUGAAGGGAUGGGUCAAAGGGCAGACAAUCACAAAC